Ambispora leptoticha is the source of this 142-nucleotide messenger RNA. The record is from the annotation of a GenBank genome assembly. Lineage: Eukaryota; Fungi; Glomeromycota; Glomeromycetes; Archaeosporales; Ambisporaceae.
UAUUGAAGAACCGGUUGCUGUAGUAGUUGUUGGUUAUAAUUGGGCUACGAAAUUGUUUGCUUUAGGUCUUACUAUAUCCUCAAUGUUCAUCUAUAAUAUUAAUGGAGUAAUCGGACGAAAUGAUAUCAAAGACUUUUCUUGA